This is a messenger RNA of Ostreobium quekettii, 2154 nucleotides long. The record is from the annotation of a GenBank genome assembly. Lineage: Eukaryota; Viridiplantae; Chlorophyta; Ulvophyceae; Bryopsidales; Ostreobiaceae.
AUGGGGUGCAUGCUGUCGGUGGGCCGCGACGGCAGCGAGGACGACCACGGCGUGAUGAAGAGCCUGCGCCUGAGGGAGGAGGCGAUCACAGAGGGGCGGGGGAGGCUGAGCAAGGCGCCGCCCGACGCCCCCAAGGCGGCGACCGCGGACCUGGCGUUCAUCGAGAAUGCGCUCAGCAAGCUGCUCCUCUUCAACCACUUGGAGCCUUCAGUUCAGACCAAAAUUGUGGCAGAGAUGUAUGAGCAGCAAGUGCCUGCCGGGGACAUUUUGAUCAAGGAAGGUGACACCGGCCUUGGGUCAAGCGAGCUGUAUGUUGUGAAGAGUGGCAAAUUUGAGGUCCGUGAGAACAGGCAGGGGAUCAGCAUGCGAGUCAACCUGAAGGAGCCUGGCGACUGCUUUGGGGAGCUGUCUCUCAUGUACAACUGCCCAAGGUCUGCGACAGUGGCUGCCACAACAGAUGCUGUUGUGUGGAUUCUCGACAGAGAUGUUUUCAGGCACUUUGUCCGCGAGGGCAAAAAGAGUGAGGCCACCCAGAUCGAGCUCUUCCUCAACAGCGUGCCACUUCUGUCCUCCCUGAAUCGAGAGGAGAAGCUGCGCCUGGCAGACGCCCUCACACGGCUGAGCUUUGAGGCAGGGAGCACGGUCAUUAAACAGGGCGACCCCGGGGAUUUCUUUUACAUAAUAAAGGAGGGGGAGGCGGUGGUGUACCAGAACAGUCAGAAUGGAAUGGUGAAGGUUAACCACUUGUUCAAGGCUGAUUUUUUUGGAGAGAGGGCGCUCCUUUGCGAUGAGCCGAGGGCAGCCAGUGUCGAGGCUAUUACAGAUCUGACGUGCCUGGCCCUGAACCGUGACACCUUCGUUGACAUCUUGGGGCCCCUGGAGGACCUCAUGAAGCGGGAAAAGUCGCCAGAAGUUGUCACCACACGCCUCCUGCAGCUGGAGACCAAGGCGCCCAGCCACGUGCCAGCGGAGGUCAAUGUGAGGCGCCUGAAGCGGUUGAGGCAUGGAGCAGAGACAUGGGAGAUGGUGCGAGCAAAGGGGCACUUGGAUGAGAUCAGGGAACUGAGGAAGGGAGGGGUGAAGCUGGGAGAUGAUGAACAUGACUCGAAGGGCAGCUUGCUGCUGACAGAGGGGCGUAUAUUGGGAGGAGGUGCAUUCAGCAGGGUAUCCAUUGUCACAGAGGAGACAACGGGCAGGACGUACGCCAUGAAGCGCAUGCGCAAGUCGGGCGUGGUGCAAUGCCCCGAGCACGUGUUUUGUGAGCAGACCAUCACACGCAACGUUGCCCACCCCUUCUGCAUCCGGCAGUAUGCAUCAUUCCAGGACAAGUACCACCUCUACUUUCUGUUCGACCAGAUGUCUGGUGGUGACCUGAUGGAUGUGCUUGUUGCGGAGGCAAAGGUGAUAAGGCGCCGCACGGCCCAGGGCACAUGGCGGCGCGGCUGCCUGGCUCCCAAGAUUAAAAUGCUGCAGGGCAUGCGGGAGCCACUGGGGCGGUUCUACAUCGCGAGCGUGGUGCUCGCUCUGGAGUACCUGCACAGCCAGAACAUCGUGUAUCGGGACCUCAAGCCUGAGAACGUGUUCAUUGAUGACAAGGGGUACAUCAAACUUGGUGACUUUGGAUUCGCCAAGGCCUUGGACAGCGGCAAUCGCACCUACACCUUCUGCGGUACGCCUGGUUAUGUGGCCCCUGAAAACGUCCUCGCUCACGGCUACAACUUCAGCGUGGACUGGUGGGGUCUGGGGGUGCUUCUGUACGUGCUGCUGACCGGAAGGCAGCCUUUCAACAGCCCCAAGACGGACGACCCAAUGGUGGUCAUGAGGCGGAUAGUCGACGACAGUUGGAGCAUCAAAUACCCGCCCUACCUGUCGCCCGCUGCCAAGGACCUGAUACAGCGGCUGCUGGAGCGCAAGCCCGCCCGGCGGCUCGGCAUGCUCAGCGGCCGGUCCAACGACAUCAAGCGCCACCGCUGGUUUGAGGGCUUCGACUGGGAGUCGCUGGAGGCUCGCCGCAUGACGCCGCCCAGGAAGCCCAGGGACGACUCCAUGAAGCGCCUCAAGGAGCUGGAGGACAGUGAGAAGCGGUCGCCGCAGCGGUUCAAGGAGACGCCCGAGGAGAUGCAGGAGUGCGAGAUGGUGUUCGCAGACUUCUAG